UCCAGAGCCCCGGGACCUCCUCCCCGCGCUGCUCGCUGCUCUGCCGCAUCUGCAGGGCUGGAACCCGGACUGGCUCAGACCGGGACGCCGCUGACGCCGCUGCCGCCGCUGCGGCUCCAUCCUCCGGAUCGCCGUCUCUGCUCAGGCCGCCUGCAGGCUGCACUGGAUAGGAUUUCACGCCGAUUGCUCAAAAACAUGGAUACAGUGUGACUGUCUCGCCCUCUCCUGGCGGGGAUGAGACUGCGAGGAGGCCGGGAUUUCAGCGCCGACUCCCGCCUGGAAGCGGCUUAUCCUCGUCUGCCUGUCCCCUGGCUGCCGCUCGGGGUUCUCCGCGAGGGCGUGCGUCUGCGCCUGCGUCUGGAUCACCAUGACCACCGGGGUCGGGGCUACUGGCAGCUGGUGGCCCUGGAGGCGGGGGCGGGGCCAGGGGCGGGGCCAGAGCCGGUCAGGGGGAGACCGAGGAACCAGGACCCUGAAACCUGCACACCAAGUCUGAUGAGUAACUCGCCUACCCGCUCAGAGAUGCAGACUUCCACUCUCGACCCCGAGUAUCUAGCAGGACCCCAGGCUAAGGUGCCCGGCAGGAAGAGAGGACGACCCCCUGUCCGUAAGCUGGAGGGCAUCCAUAGCCACUAUGCUGAGCAUCAGUCACCCAUCAAGAUCCCCAAGAAGAGAGGCAGGAAACCUGGCUUUAAGCUGAAGCCCAGGACGGUGAUGUCUUCACUUACCAACUCUUAUCCCAGCGGCACACCGGAACCUGAGAUGGGCUCCGUCCCGCAGGAUGCCGCCAUCGUCCCGCACUCAGCCACGCCACAGAUCCUAGCAGCAGAGACGCCGCUGCCUGAUGACUGCAUGUGUGACCCCCCUGUGGACUCCAAGCGCUACGCCGUAGAUCCCAGUGACUCUGCCUUCAACAUCAUGGCAUCGCAGUACCAAUCCAAACACUCUUACGGUUACCGUAGCAGCAGUUGUGCUGUUCCACAACGCGUCUACAGACGAGCAUCGAGCCCGGCGACUUUUCAGGACGGAAAUAGAAAUGACUACGGAGAGAGCAAGCGUUUUGCCGGCAAGGACCCCUCCAGCUGGGGUGUCGAAGAUGUGGUUUGUUUCAUUAAAGGAGCUGACCCCCAAGCCCUGGGACCCCACGCUGAGACAUUCAGGAAGCAUGAAAUAGAUGGAGAUGCCCUGCUGCUGCUGAAGAGUGAUAUGAUGAUGAAAUAUCUGGGACUGAAGCUGGGACCUGCACUCAAGCUCUGUUACCACAUCGAGAGGCUGAAGCAGAAUCAGAUGUGAUUCCACGUUGAGGGAGGAAACCCCGGCUCUCUCUCUCUCUCUCUCUCUCUCUCUCUCUCGCUCUCUCGCUCUCUCGCUCUCUCGCUCUCUCUCUCUCUCAAAGAUACGAAAGCAUUAGUUGAACAUGUAAUGAACAAGAUUCAGAGUCCAUUUCUGGUAGAUUUUUCUGCCUCUGAACCACGUUUAAUUGGACGUUCUGACUGUACAUACAAGGACUGUUAACAGUUGAAGCCAUUGUUUUAUUCUUCAGCUUGUAUUUUCCUUUUUAUCUGAAUAUUUGAGUGUUUUUGAUUGUAAAUAGUUUGGCUGUAUACAGAUGCAGCUACUGUACAUUGAAAACAAUCUUUCAGCAGCAUUAAUUAUACUAGACCGUAAUUAUGGCCCAUUGUACCAUCACAACUGUGGGCCAGCAGAGACAGGGAACCUUUGAUGGUGCUUGAUCUCAGUUAUCAUAUUUAUGUAUUUAAAAUGACUCCUGCUGCUGCGUGUUUAAUAUAUUAGUGAAUUGUAAGUAAAAACAGUUUCAGGUUCUUUUUCUAAGUUUGAUUUUUAAGUCAGGUGACUAUAUGACAGCCCCUGGGGUGUUAUGCUCAGUCAGUCUCACUUUUUUUAGUCACAUGUUUUUAUCACAGUGUUACAGUACCAAAGUAUAACAUUUCUAUUCUUCGAUCCGUGUUAUUCAUAAAAGCUAACUGUAACUGUAGCUAAAAAAAACUGUAUUUGAAAAGGUGAUAAAAGGAACAUAUCUGAAUUUUUUUUUUUUUUUUUAACCACAAGCCGCAGAAUAGCAGAGUUGUUCAGCGAUGAACAGUUGUUUCACCAGUCAGAUGUGCCUGCAAUCACACAGUGCUUGUAAUGACAGGAAGGGUAGGAGACAAUGAAUAGCAAAGCAGUUUGCAAGCGUUUGCUUCACUUGAGGUUGCAAAAUGUCAUGGAAAAAAAAAGCAAACCCUUUCAAACUUGCGAAACAUGGUGCUCACUUCAACUACCACUACGACCUCAAUACUUAAUGUUGUCAAAUAGCUUUUCUUGUUCUUUUUGUUUCAUCACUUCAAACAAUUUUCAUUCAUCCACUGCAACACCUCUCUUUUGUUUUAAGUAUAAAUGUUUUAUUUCAGAAUUGUAAAAAGUGAAAUGUUGAAGCUUUGCUGUAUCCUCUCUGAAUUGUGAAUUCCAUUAUACUUUUGUUGUAUAAUGCCGUUCAAACGACAUCUUAUAGCAUUAACUCACACCUGCUGUACAUUUUGAAACUUAAGUUCAACUUAGUUUACAGUCUAACUUUUAUUUGGCUUAAAUGUUCUUGUAUACCGCACAGAAAAUGCUUACGAGAUAUGUAGGCCUAUGUUCGUAUGCGAGGUGCUGUUAUUUUCCCUGACUCUCAUCAGCUCUAGUAAGCUGUAGGCACGGAUGGGUUAUGUCCUAAUGACCAAGACUCACACUGAAAAGAGAUUCACAAAAACUAUUAACUUUCAAUUUUGAAGUUACUGUAUGUAGCAAAAGUAUGCAUCUCUGACAUUUUAUAAGAUUUAGCGUCACCUUGUGGUCACUUUGUAUGUCGUCAUUUCUUAGUGUUUUGAAGUCUCAUAUAUGGCCCAUAUUUGCAUUUCCCCACGGCAAUUUGCAUUCAGUUUAGAUUAGUAUAUAUUGCAUUGCAAUUUUUUGGCAUCUCUGUAGCUAUUCAGGGUCCCCCUAAUUUUAGUCUUUUUUUCUCAUUUGAAUACAGUUUGUGUCUGCAUUUAUACAUAUAUAAUAUCUGUUGUUUUAAUCCCUUUUUUAUUGAUCUUGGACAAAAAAAAAAAAAAACAACAAAAAAACACUCCCAUUCCUUGAGCCCCUGAACUUGUGUCUUUUAAACACUUGCAGUAAUCCAUCCAUUGCUUAUGAUGACAUUUCAAAUGUAUUUAAUACGUGUUUUGGAACGGAUUACUUAAAAUUUGAAAGAAAUAAACCAAACAUAGUUGGUGUGGGGUUUUUGUUUCUUUGUUUUUUUCAAACUUCAAAUUUCCCUGAUAAUUUGUCUUUCAAUUUGGGAAAUAAAUGUUGUUUUAUAAUGUUUUGU
This is a messenger RNA of Cololabis saira (Pacific saury), 3352 nucleotides long. RefSeq names its product Scm polycomb group protein like 4 (gene scml4). Gene Ontology annotation, molecular function: protein binding. The transcript is spliced from 7 exons. NCBI's taxonomy places the organism in Eukaryota, Metazoa, Chordata, Actinopteri, Beloniformes, Belonidae. The record is from RefSeq and is a predicted model, not a curated record. The coding region runs from base 235 to 1293 and encodes 352 amino acids.